Molecule: messenger RNA, 849 nt
Organism: Laccaria bicolor S238N-H82
Lineage: Eukaryota; Fungi; Basidiomycota; Agaricomycetes; Agaricales; Hydnangiaceae
Exons: 3
Coding region: 1-849 (282 amino acids)
Biological process (GO): DNA-templated transcription
Cellular component (GO): RNA polymerase III complex; nucleus
Source: RefSeq, a predicted model, not a curated record
AUGGAUUUUGACGAGAACGACGAACUGGUCGCUGUCCUGCCUAUUCAUUACUCUGCCGCCCUCGCUCCAAAUGUUCAAAUGCAUCAGUUUCCGCUUCUAUUGCGACCCCUGGAAACACCUCCCUCUGCAAUUUUGAGUGGCAAACGUAUAUCUGCAAGGAUCAAGCCAAAUGUCGGAAGACUGGAAAUCCUCGUUCCUGCAGAUACUCGGCCCGAAGUCUGGAGCGUCGAAAAAUCGAGGGACUUUGGAUCUGCUCGCGCUGAGGACGAUCACGAGAAAAAUCAAGCGAUACAAAGCAAGGGAGGGGAAGACGAGGAGCCGAGGUUGAGUGAGGUGCGACUCAGAAGUGAAAAUAUACCGCAGAAAGGGACACACAUGUUAGGCGUUGUCCGCAAUGGAAAGCUACAUCUCCAUCCAAUCAGUGAGACCCACCAGCUUCGGCCAACGCUAACAUAUUUGGACAUACUCUCUAAAAAGACUCGACGUUCCCGCGGCACAGGAUCAGGCUCUGACUCUGAUGAUGGUCCUCCUCCGGACCCCGACGAACCUGCGCCUCUGAACACAAUUAAAAAAGAAAAGAAAGCGGUCGGCGAGGCGAAGGAGGUGCAUGUAUCUGCACGCAAAACGGAUGACAAGGCUGGAGUCUCUGCUCAAGGAGGUCUUUCCGCUGUAAGAAGAGAGAUGCUUCAAAUAAUUCGAGCGGAGGAAGAUGAAGCCUGGGACACUUUGGAGUUUUGUGAUCUGAAUUCAUCGGGCGAUGCAUUCGAAGGAAUUUUCUCACAAAGUAACGAAAUUUUGCGGUGUCAAACAAAUAUUACUGCGUUUCUGAAAGAGAUACGGGGGCUGUAA